CACCACUUUGUACAGACGCUGAAUCUACUGUAACCUACAGGCACGCUGAGUACAGAAGAAUCCUCUGCAAAAAUGAAAGUCCCCGCGCCAUUUUGCUGGACCAAAGAUUUCGCCACUGCGUAUGAGAACAUUGACAGUGAGCACAGGACGCUCUUCAAUGGCCUGUUUGCUCUCUCCGAGUUCAACACCGCCGCCCAGUUGAACGCUUGCAUUGAGGUCUUCUCACUUCAUUUCCACGAUGAACAGGGUCAAAUGAAGAGAGCCAACUAUGCAGGAACUCAGGAGCAUACUGACAUCCAUAAUGGUUUUAUGGACCAGAUGAGGGGAUGGAAUUCUCCAGUCACCCAGAAGCAACUGAUGGAUGGCAUGGCGUGGCUUUGCAACCACAUCCCCACUGAAGACUUCAAAUACAAGGGCAAGUUGUAAACUGGAAAUGACUGACCUCUACUCCAUCUAUCGGAUUGCAUCUGUUCUGUUGACGUCAUAGAUGACUUCUUAUCUUACUGUCUAUGUCAUUGAAUGUUUAUGCAGAAUAUACUAAACUAAAAGAUAUCCUCAGCUUGUUCUGCUAUCUGCUUGACAAUACUGAAUGAAAUAAACGACGCAAUACUUGUAAGCGCA
Lingula anatina is the source of this 621-nucleotide messenger RNA. RefSeq names its product hemerythrin subunit beta-like. The record is from RefSeq and is a predicted model, not a curated record. Lineage: Eukaryota; Metazoa; Brachiopoda; Lingulata; Lingulida; Lingulidae. Gene Ontology annotation, molecular function: iron ion binding.